Prorocentrum cordatum is the source of this 383-nucleotide messenger RNA. Lineage: Eukaryota; Dinophyceae; Prorocentrales; Prorocentraceae. The record is from the annotation of a GenBank genome assembly.
AGCGGAGCCGGCCUCCGGGCGACCCGCCCGCGGCCCGCGGCCGGGCGGCCGACGGGGCGGCGGCCGAUGCCCCCGCCUGGCGCCGCGGGCCCGCGCCUAGGCGCGAAGCUGCCCAUAGAGGAUGACAUCCGGGACACCGUCGGGGAGGCAGCCUCGGGCAAGCUGCGGGCCCUGAAGGUGGUGGUGGACAGCAGGCGGCCCAGGCUGGUGCUGAGGGAGACCGUGGCCGAGCAUGGCAGCUUCGUAGAGGACUUUGGCGCCAUCUGCGCGCUGCUUGAGGCCACCGUGCCCUGCAUCGUCCUCGUGCGCCUGCAGGGCGUCGACAGCAUCGCGCCCGCGCCGGGCGACCGCGAUUGGGUGCUGAUGGCGUGGACCCCAGAGGA